Molecule: messenger RNA, 531 nt
Organism: Ilex paraguariensis (yerba mate)
Lineage: Eukaryota; Viridiplantae; Streptophyta; Magnoliopsida; Aquifoliales; Aquifoliaceae
Source: the annotation of a GenBank genome assembly
AUGGAUAAGAAGAAGGUCGCAGUUCCACUGUGCCAGCAAGGAUCCACCCCGAUGCUGAGAAAUGGCGAGACUGGAGAUUGGAUUGGAACCUUUGAAGGUCAUAAAGGUGCUGUGUGGAGUUGUUGCCUGGAUAGAAAUGCUUUGCGCGCUGCAUCUGGGUCUGCUGAUUUCUCUGCAAAAUUAUGGGAUGCAUUAACCGGGGAUGAAUUGCACUCGUUUGAACACAAGCACAUUGUUCGGGCGUGUGCCUUUUCGGAGGUAGAGUUGCAUACAAGCAAGCAAAGCCAAGCCAAGUAUGAUUUUGAGCACAAUUUUCAGCAGCUCUGUAAUGAAUUUCCGAAUGAGAUAAAGAGGUGGUCGAGUGUCGCCUCGCUUUAUGUACAGGAUACACACCUUCUACUCACUGGUGGUGUUGAGAAAAUACUUCGCAUAUUUGAUUUAAAUCGUCCAGAUGCACCUCCAAGAGAAGUUGAUAACUCUCCCGGUUCAGUUAGAACUGUUCAUGGAUUCACAGCGACCAGACCAUAUUAA